Molecule: messenger RNA, 2655 nt
Organism: Oldenlandia corymbosa var. corymbosa
Lineage: Eukaryota; Viridiplantae; Streptophyta; Magnoliopsida; Gentianales; Rubiaceae
Source: the annotation of a GenBank genome assembly
UCACCAUUGUGGCAUUGUUGACGUUGUUUUGUACAACUACCCCAUUUUGUUAACGUUAGUAUCCCAAAAUAUUGUUUUCUACUUUAGUGUUUAUACUUUAUAGUAACUGGAGCACCAAAGCUGUACACAAGUUGUUUUUAUUUUUAUUUUUCAGAUAAGGACAGUCAAAAUGGUCACUUCUUUUGUCCCCUUCUUCCUUUACAUCACCCACCAGGAGGAGCAUCAUCAGUCAAGAAUAUCAAUAUAAGCUUAUUAGUCUCAUACAAUCAAUAUACAGUGAGUAAAAGUAGUAAACUGAAGUGCCUGCUUCCUUCUUCUUCUUCUUCUUUUUAUAGUUUUUUUUUCCUUUUACUUUUCCCCUACUCAAAACCAUUAGAUGAAUCAAAAUCACUUUUAGCAAUUUAGUAGUCACCUCAGGUAGAAUAGAAGAAGAAUAUGGGAAAGAGUAAGGGAGGAGGAGGAGGAGGUAGUUCAUGGCUGAAUGCUGUGAAAAAAGCCUUCAGGUCUCCAUCAAAGGAUACUUCUACUACUACUGCUCAGACUAAUAAAAAGAAUAGCAGGAAAUCCAGAGAAGACACCAAUGAACAAGAACAAGAUGAAGAUGAAAAGAAAAGAGAAAAGAGAAGAUGGUUAUUCAGGAAGCAUUCUUCAUCAAGCCAUAAUAAUGGUGCCAGCCAGAAAAAUGAUCAGUCAAACAACAAGUUGAGGAAGUCUUCUUCAACUGCUCCACCACCGCCACCGCCGCCUAAUAAAAGCUCAGCAGCUGAAUCGGUGGACCACAGGCAUGCCAUUGCGGUGGCAGCAGCCACCGCAGCCGCAGCUGAAGCCGCCGUGGCAACCGCACAAGCCGCCGUUGAGAUCAUUCGACUAACUCGGCCCUCCUCUGCUUCAAAUCCGCCCACCUCAAUAAAGCAACAACAACACUCUGCAGCCAUUACCAUUCAGAAAGCUUUCAGAGGCUAUCUGGCUAGAAGAGCAUUGGUGGCACUGAGAGGUAUAGUGAAGCUACAAGCAGUAAUAAGAGGGCAGAAUGUGAGGAAACAAGCACAGAUGACGCUCAGAUGCAUGCAGGCAUUGCUUCGUUUACAGACUCGAAUGCAUCAUCAUCCUCCUCCUCAUCAUGAGAAAAGACUUUCCCAAGACGGAGAUGGAAAUGGUGGUGUAAGAAGCCGUAAAUCAAUGUUUGCAGAGUCCAAUACUAACACCUUCUUCUGGGAUUCCAAAUCUGUUCCUGAAAGGAAGUCCAUGUCGACUAGGGAUCGGAGGGGCAGCGUUUCUUCCAUAGAUUGGAACUGGAAUUGGAAUGAUGAUUGCCCAAGAACCCUGGAAGAGCUAGAAGAACGAUUACAAUCCAGAAAAGAAGCAGCAGCAGCAGCAGCUGCUCUACAACGCGAAACUACAUCAUCUUCAUCUUCUUCUUUGGCUUAUGCUUUCUCUCAAAAGAUAUGGAAUAACCCAGAGGAGAAUGAGGAUAUUGAGGUUGGAGAUCAAAGAACAAAUUGGCUGGAACAAUGGAUGGAGACAAAGCAACUAGGCAACAGCAGAAGAUUUUCAACGGAUCAUAAAAGAGACUCUUUCGUGAAGACAGUUGAGAUGGAUACAAAUCAUCACAAUCAUAACGUGAUGAUGACAACGCCAAAGAGAUACUCUGCAUCACUGGCAUCCUCGUCACCAGCCAACAACAAUGUCCGUAAAAUGAGACACCAAUCUCCUGCUCCUUCCGCUUGUCCUUCCCCGGGACGCGGCCUGAAAACCGGGGUUCAGGCGCCAUCAACGCCAUCUCCAUUGUCUAAGGCCAAACCGGCGGGCACAACGCCUGCGAGAACCCCGAGUCCGCGGAGCUACUCUGCAGCUAACACUCCGAGCUUAAGGUCAAUGCAGAGGCUAAACACGGCAAGCGCCGUCCCCCGCCUCAGUAGCGCGGGGAACAAUGGCUACGUUCCUAAUUACAUGGCGGCUACAGCAUCGGCGAAAGCCAGGGUCCGGUCCCAGAGUGCCCCGAGACAACGGCCCUCGACGCCGGAGAGGGAGCACCGGGGUGGAGGUGGAUUAGGAUCAGCUGCAUUGGCAAAGAAACGGCUGUCAUUUCCGGUUCCGCCUACUCCAAUAAGGGAGGGUUGCGAGGAAUACUCGAAUUGUUCAAGUAGUAUGAACUAUUACUCUCAGAACUUGAGGAGUCCUAGCUUCAAGAGCAUGCAAGCUGGAUAUGUUGGGAUGGAACAGCAAUCCUGCUAUACAGAAAGCAUUAAUGGUGGGGAGAUUUCACCAUGUUCUACCACUGAAUUAAGGUGGUGGUUCAGAUGAUCAACAACUUCAAUAGGGAUCAUUAUUAGGCUGUCCAUUUUUUGUAAUCAUUUAUUUUUGUUGCUUAGAAGAAAAUGUCCUAAGGUUUGGAUUCUUCUUUGAAUAGGAAUCAAGGUAGGAGUACUUUGAGAUGAUUCUUCCUCUAAUGCUAUAUAUGUUAGUUUGGCACUGCUACUUACAAUUUACAAAACAGUGGGCUAUCUUCAUUUCUAAUUUAGUUUAGAAAGUAAAAAGAUGUAUUGAACACGCUUCUUAUCGGAUUGAAAAUGUAUGAAUGUAAGAAAAAGUUUUAUGUCAAAAAUCAUAGCAUACACAUGAUGACAGCAGUACAUGUGCAUGUUGCAUGCUGGC